UGUAUGUGGGAGACAUGGACACACAAAUGUAACGAGUGUGUGCUGUAUCGAGUGUCUUCACCUUAACGUGAUUAUAGAAUUUUAAAACAAAGGAAUUAAGAGAAUGAAAUGAUGCACUUUAUUUGUAUAUUUGCUCAUAGCUUGGUCAUUAUCCGUUUAUUACAGUUGGCUACAGGUCAGAACAUAAACAUGGCAAAAGGACGAUUUAAUAUAUAUGUGUUGUAUUCGUUUAAAUAUAAAAAGUGACAGAGCUAGUCAAUUUUACAACGAAGGAUAUUGUGCUAGCGAUGAGUUUAUGCUAAUUAAAACAAGGCCAAUAUACACGUUGUAUUUUUUACGCUCCUAGCACGUAUGCCCAGUAAUUUACAAUGACUCUUUGGGCAAAAUUCUCUUUCACUCUUUUCCAGCAAAACUCUCCUUGAUGAGCAAAGCAUGAGGCAACGUGUGGAUUAUUCAAAAUCUUUAUCAUGUGACGUCUCUCAUGGAAAACUGUUGGAAUGUGGAACUAAUGUAAAAGUGCAAUAUACAUGUCCAAACACAUGUUGCUUUAACGAAACUGUAAAUCCUCCAUGCUAUUUUAAUGAAAAAGAUUACGGCCCCAUACAGCACGAUAACGGACUUUACAUUAAUGUAGAAGGGGAUUAUAAUCUCAUUUGGUCACGUAACUGCACUUCAAGGAAUGCUUUCUUCCUUGUGUCAUACGAUUAUCCUCCGUAUCACGUGGCUACAGGAAAAUGUUUUCUAUCCUCACAGUAAAGUUCUUCAAAUCUUUUUUUGUUUUUUCCUAUAAAAAAUUUUAUAAUGUUGCUGAGUACGUUUUAUUUUUAUCAUCUAACAAAGACAAAUAUAACUUUCAAAAUGCAAUGAAUGUUUUUGAUUUAUAUAUCGCUAUGACUUUAUGCUCAUUAAUAUAUUUACGUGAACUUAUUGUGUCGCCCCUGGCCUUACAGUGCUCCUUACACCAUACCAAAAACCAUGAAGAUAAACAAUCAUGAAGUACACAACGGUUUUUAAAGCAACUUUAGUACAAGAGUUGUAUGCCAUUUAUGUUGAGUUUGUUUUGGUUUUAAUCCUGCAAUCGGGCUCCUUGAAUGCUGCAUUUGUUUGUAACUUGACGUUCCAGGACGCCCCUUGAGGAUAAUCUUCCUUUUCUUUAUUUUUUUUCAGUAUAUAAAGCAAUUUUACUUAAACCAAGGGGGGGCACGAAAAACCAUUUCCGAAUAAAAUCAUAUGUGCACAAAAAAUGUCAUUCAUUUAGGCUUUCACCUAAAACAGAAAGUAACCCAUAUUUGUAAACCAAGAUCCAAACCUACAUACCAUGCCUAGAACAAGCAUAGAAAUGAACGCCUGAUUAGAUGAUGGCAAAAUUUUCAAAAGACUUUAUGUAAAAAAUAAACCAUAUUGCAGUGGUGCACGAGGAAGAUACAGACCAACAAAGAAUGGAAAUUUACGUGUCUAUGAUGUAGAUGAGCCAAAGAAAUUUUGUAUUGGUGAUUUAUUUGCACCCAAUAUUGAAUGGCAGCAUCAAAAAAAUAAAUAUGUCUACAUUACAGAGAAAGGUUGCAAAGUGAAUAAUUCUUGAAAAUUUAACUAUGUUUACGAAAGAAAGUUUAAGUACAGGGAAAAUAUGACCAUUCAAUGUGAUGAAUCAUGUUCUACCUGGGUCAUUGAUGUACGAUCAGCUGAAUUUGGUGUUUUGAUGAAAAAAAAUGGCCGAAAUAGAAAACCAUAUAAGAUAUCUUCAGUCGAAAAAGAAUGUUUAUCAUCAACAGCGCUCAGUUCUGUGCAAAAACAAUGCAACGGAAGAAGCGAAUGUUCUUUUAAAAUAGAGAAAGAGAGAUUCCUUUCCAGACCAUUCAGUUGCCGCAAAAUACCAUCUCUACUUGUUUACUACACUUGCAAAACGCCAUCAUCAGUGAGCAGAACGACACCGGUAGCACAAAUAAGCACUUCAUCCAAACGUAAUACCUUAUCUAUAGCACCCAGUACGAGGACCACGCUAACAGACAACAAACCUACACCUAGCACAAAAGCCACGCAGACAAACCACAAAACUACACCCAGCAAGAACGCCACCCAAAUAGAUAGCAAAGCUACACCCAGCAAGGAAGCUGCCAAGAUUGAUAACAAAACUACACCCAGCAAGAAAGCCACCCAAAUAGUUAGCAAAGCUACACCCAGCAAAGAAGCUGCCAAGAUAGAUUACAAAACUACACCCGCCAAGAAAGCAAAGCAGAUAUAUAGGGAAACUACACCGAGCAAAAAAGCCACGCAGAUAGAUAGAAAAACAACACCAUGCGAGAAAACUUUGAAGACUGACAUCAAAACCACACCCAGCAAGAAAUCCACCGCAGCAGACCCAAAAACAUCCUCCGAAAAAACUGGUGAAUCAAGCACAAAAGAUAGCCUCUAUUUAGGUAUAAUUGCUGGUAUUGCAGUUGGUGCAGUUCUUUUUACUUUCCUAGCUGUCAUCUUUGUGUUGUGCAAAAAAAUACGAAAGAAAGAUUUUGGUAUGCAUAUGGCGCCUGUUAAAUACAAGAAAAGGACGAAGGAAGAGAAACAUUUAACCGUCAACAUUGUCGAAGAGGACGAAAUACCCAUUCCUAAAGUUCUUAACAAAACUCAAAACACGGUAAUGAAAAUCAGGAACCAACUUCGAUCAGUGUCUGAAACGGAAGCAAACAGUCAAGGUUCAAGUUACAAAGAAUUAAAUUUGUCAACAAGGAUCUGCAGUUAUGACUAUUACCAAUCAUUAAAUGUAAUUGAAGACGACACGACUUAUCAAGAACUAGAUACAACACAAAUGAAUCAAGACGAUAAUUACACGUCACUACAUGCAAACGUGCACGACGCAACCUAUGAAGAGCUAGAUACAAAGCAAAUGAAAAAAGAAAGUGCGGGUUACGAAUCACUGGGAAUGAAAGGAAAAAGCAACAAGAAAUUGGCUUACGUAAUGACGUAUUAAAUAAACCGCUUCGAAAGUCUGAGUGCAAAUAAAACACGUAAAAAUAUAUCGACUUUAUGGUGUAGUUUAAAACAAAGACAAAUUAAAAACACUAUAACUACAAAGAAAACAGCCAGCUCGAGUUAGAUAAAACAUGAUUUAAACAUGGACAACUUUUGUUGCGUACAAGAGUUGAAUUUUGUUGAAUUGCCGUAGAGUGAUUUCCGUUGAAAUCAUCAUUGAUUUAGUAAGAACUUGCAAUUGCAUUGCUAUCUUUUCUCAUGUCAGACGUUUCAAAUUUUAUAAUUAUGAGCUCUGAAACGCAAGCUGGGACCUUCAAAACAGUUCUAAUGAAAAUACGGGUACCCAGAUUUCCAGCUGUUUUCGAAAUGGUUUAAUUUAACAUAAUUUAACAUACAUAUGCAAUAUUGGGCCUUCAUAAUUAUUAAUCCUCCUUUGUUUUUGACCCAAUGAAAAAAUUAAAGAAAAGUUUUAAAAUCUAAA
Molecule: messenger RNA, 3448 nt
Organism: Xenia sp. Carnegie-2017
Lineage: Eukaryota; Metazoa; Cnidaria; Anthozoa; Malacalcyonacea; Xeniidae
Product: protein IWS1 homolog
Exons: 10
Coding region: 1628-2965 (445 amino acids)
Molecular function (GO): carbohydrate binding
Source: RefSeq, a predicted model, not a curated record